AUGCAGUGGUUUCAUGGUUGGCACGAUCGACCAUACGGGCUGAGCAAAGCCACUUGGCAGUGCUACUUUGCCUUUUUAGCUCUCCUUGCCGCCCAACAGAGCGGUGCUACGACUGAACCCGCGUUGAAGCGGGCCUUCGAGGAGGGAGGUAUUGCCCCAGGAGUCACGAUCACGGAUCAUAAUGAGGGCUUCUUCGGAGCCGUCCGAUCCGUCGCCGUGGGCCGAAGACUGGCUGUCACAAAAGCUGGAGGGGUAACCUGGGGCCCGGAGACAACCGAGGUUGGCGACAUGAUAUGCGUGAUAAAAGGCGCAAAGGUGCCUUUCGUUAUUCGCAAGGUUGGCGGCACGGAGAGCUCUUUUAACUUUAUUGGUGAAUGCUGCUGCCACGAGUUGGCCCACCUAGAAAUGGCCGAUGACGACACGGGCUGGACAACCAUUCGUCUAAUCUGA
This is a messenger RNA of Penicillium cosmopolitanum, 450 nucleotides long. Its product is annotated as Heterokaryon incompatibility. The transcript has a single exon. Bases 1 to 450 code for a protein of 149 amino acids. The record is from RefSeq and is a predicted model, not a curated record. Lineage: Eukaryota; Fungi; Ascomycota; Eurotiomycetes; Eurotiales; Aspergillaceae.